Molecule: messenger RNA, 1146 nt
Organism: Sclerotinia sclerotiorum 1980 UF-70
Lineage: Eukaryota; Fungi; Ascomycota; Leotiomycetes; Helotiales; Sclerotiniaceae
Exons: 3
Coding region: 1-1146 (381 amino acids)
Biological process (GO): alcohol metabolic process
Molecular function (GO): zinc ion binding; alcohol dehydrogenase (NADP+) activity
Source: RefSeq, a predicted model, not a curated record
AUGCCUACCUUCACAGUUUUCAAGGGCAGAGCUGAUGGUACCCCCAUCAAAAGCACCACCACUAGGCCUGAAGAGCUUAAGGGUGAUAGUGUCCUAGUAAAGAUUACUGCUUCCGGUGUCUGCGGAACUGAUCUCCACUACAAAGGUGCCGACAUGGUUCUCGGUCACGAAGGUGUUGGUAUCGUUGAAGCCGUCGGCCCUGAUGCAAAGCAUCUCAAGAAAGGUGACCGUGUCGGCUGGGGUUACGAACACGAUUCCUGUGGUCACUGCCACGAAUGUCUUACUGGAAACGAAGUUUUCUGUCCCGAACGUGCUCUCUACGGUUAUGCCAAUCUUGAUCAGGGAUCUUUUGCUUCCCAUGCCAUCUGGCGUGAGGCCUUCCUCUUCCCUACACCCGCUUCCAUUCCAGAUGAAUAUGCCGCCCCUCUGCAAUGUGGAGGUGCUACCACAUUUUCUGCCCUCCAAGGCAUCAAGAGCACAGAUGUUGUUGCUGUCAUGGGAGUUGGUGGAUUAGGACAUUUGGCUAUUCAAUUUGCUGCCAAGAUGGGUUGCAGAGUUGUCGUAUUGAGCAGUUCCGAUAAAAAGAAGGAUGAAGCCACCAAGCUAGGUGCACACGAAUUCAUCGCCACCAAAGAUGCUAAGGAGCUCAAAGUCUCUAAACUCAUCAACCGUCUCCUCGUUACCACUGCCGCUCAACCAAACUGGGAUCUUAUCCUCCCAAUAAUGGCACCCCGCUCCACCAUCUUCCCCCUCACAGUCUCGUUCCAGAACCUCGAGAUCCCAUAUAUGCCCUUCCUUACCGCGGGUGUCAAUAUUCAAGGAAACCUUGUUGCAAACAGAAGUGCACAUAAGCAAAUGUUGGAGUUUGCCGCAUUCCAUGAUAUUAAACCAAUUGUUCAGACAUUCCCCAUGACAGAGUCAGGUAUCGCAGAGGCAAUGGAUAAGUUGGACAAAGGACAAGUUUACUAUAGGGCUGUUCUUUUGGCGCAAAUCAUCGAGAAAGUCCUUCCUGGUGCCUCUCGAUCAUCAUCUUCUUCAUCCACUACCCUUCGCAAACGAUUCACUUACAAGUCUUGGUUGACUACCAUUCUCACUUCUUGCGCACCAAGAAGCAAGAAGGAGAAGAAGAGUUUGGAGAAGAAAUGA